This is a messenger RNA of Chilo suppressalis (striped riceborer), 2404 nucleotides long. NCBI's taxonomy places the organism in Eukaryota, Metazoa, Arthropoda, Insecta, Lepidoptera, Crambidae. The record is from the annotation of a GenBank genome assembly.
AUCGAUUGCGGUUGCCGCACGCUCGAUUCUCCGAGAUCCUUUAUUGAUCGCUUCUAAAUAGAUCCUUUUUGUGAUAAAGUGAAGUCAGUCACAAGACCAGUGCAUAAUACAGUGAUCUCUGUUGAUGUUUUGAGUGAAAACACAUUAAGUAUUAUCUCCAUUAAAAGGUUGAUGACCCCUGUUUUAAAGAUGAGUGCUAAUGAGUGUUGACGUGACUCUGAGGGUGUAUACUAAAGUGUUUUUAAUGAAAGUCGAGUGUAUGCCCCCUUACGAUUCCGGACUACGAUAGGCCAGAAGGCCAAAUGGGCCUCUUCAAAGGCUCCACCACCACGCUCGACGGCAUAGGCCUGCGGCCGAUGCCAGCGGAGCGACCGAAAACGCUCAAGAAGCUGAAGUCAGUGUACGACGCUUCACCGACUGAGCCGCCGGCAGUCACCACCACGACCCUGACCAGUAAUGGACAGGGUACGGAGCGCAUCAACGGCGUGGAGGACGAGGUCAGGAGACGCAGUAAUACGACCAGUUCCACGCAGAGCGGGGACAAGUCGUUGUCGAUACUCAGUCCGUUUGAUGAGCAGGAGGAAUGGGCUAAGAUCUCCGAGAUAAUGGCCUCUUUCGGCAGCAAGCUGGUGCGAGAGUCGGUGUUUGUGUCAGAAUUGGAGCAGGAGUUCACUUCCCGGCUUGGACUGAGCUGCUCGGAGUCGAGUCUCAGCCCCUCGGUAGCAUCGAACCUGGGACACUGGCUCGCCGGCCUGGGGCUACACGACUACGAACCUUUGUUCUUGGAGAGCGGUUACGACGACAUCGAUUUUGUUAACGGCAUCCUAGACGAGAACGAUCUACGCGAGAUGGGCAUAGACGAAUCAGAUAGGCAGAAGAUAUUAGAAUCAGCAAAACAGUUACCUCUUAAAAUAACAGGAAUCAGCAAUAACCAUAACAAUAAUAAUAUAAGUAAAAACCAAAACGAAUCUGUAGACGAAUGGCUAAGGAACAUUAAUCUAGAACAAUAUAGUGAUACGUUUAGGAAACAUUUGUACGUAGAUAUGGAUAGAGUCAAGAGGAUUUGGGAGGUGGAGUUGACUGCCGUGCUAGAAAUACAGAAGGCUGGACAUAGAAAAAGGAUUUUGGCAUCAGUCUCCGGUGAACACAACGGACCGGUAAACAAAAUUGAAGAUAUUAGCACUGAUCUCAACACAUUGAAAAACAAUAUACAGCAACUGAAAGAAGAAAUCAAAGAGAAGUUACCGUCGGAGAACUUGAAGCCUGUUCCACCUCCUGUGGUGCCUCUUCUAGCUCCCCCUGGUGGCGAGACGUUGAAACGGAGCAAGAAGAAUAGACCAGCUCCACAGCCACCUAGACCGUCGGACUUGGAGAUCAGGGCACCAUCAGAACUGUUGGUGGGAGUACCGGGCGCUUUGAAGACUCAGUGGAAACAUCAGCCGUUUGUGUUAGUUACUGGAGCUGUUACUUAUGUGGCUAAUUACCUAGGAUCGACGGUGGUGAAGGAGCUCAGGGGCACAGAGUCAACAAAGAAGUCUAUUCAGAAGCUAAAGAAAACCAAAGAACCGCGGGACUCCCCCGACAUCAUACUCUCGAUCAGCUACCGAGGCGUCAAGUUCCUAAACACUAUUACUCGGGAGCUAGUUUGCGAGCAUGAAAUACGGAACAUCCACUGCGCCUGCCAAGAUGCCGACGAUCUGACACAUUUCGCGUACAUCACCAAAGACCACGCCACCAAAAGUCACUAUUGUCAUGUCUUCAGAGUCGCCACUAUGGAUCAAGCGACAGAAGUGAUUCUAACACUAGGAGAAGCAUUCGAAGUGGCUUACCAAAUGGCACUGAGAGAGCAGUCGAACAGAACCAGAGUAACCCAAUCGAUGGCUAAAACUCCCACGCACGAUCCCAUGACUACAAGCAAUAAAGAGAAGCCCAACGUCAAUCAUGGCCGAUCACAUUCCAUUACAGAGAUCAAACUAAACGGUCAUCAGUUGAAGAUAGCCCCAAUUCCCGCGUCAUUGUCCAACGAAGAUUUCCAAGCCUCCAACAGAAAUUCUGAUGGAUCCAAAAGUCCCAGAACACCUUUACUGAAAGCGCCAAUCGCCUCAACGGAGGAAUUGUGAGACUCCAGGUGAUAUUAGGAACGAGUAUCCUACAGUCUUUAUACGCAGGAUUUCUCCAGCAAUAUUUAGAAGUCUUCAAUCUCUCUUGAAAAAAUAUUGUAUUUGGAAGAUUAAUUUUAAAAGACAGUCUUCCAUAAAAGGCGACUACCUUAACGGGACUAGAUAUGUUUGAUUAAAAAGUGGCUUUCAAAGAUGUCCUCGAAUCGUUAAAUUAAAAAAAAAUAAGUAUAAUGAUGAUUAUUUAGGUAGUUUUCAGUGUUUCAUUAUCAAAUAUUAUAAAGGAA